This is a messenger RNA of Leptopilina heterotoma, 2568 nucleotides long. It is a transcript of the gene CycE, whose product is annotated as G1/S-specific cyclin-E1. Gene Ontology annotation, biological process: regulation of cyclin-dependent protein serine/threonine kinase activity; G1/S transition of mitotic cell cycle. Gene Ontology annotation, cellular component: centrosome; nucleus; cytoplasm. The record is from RefSeq and is a predicted model, not a curated record. Gene Ontology annotation, molecular function: cyclin-dependent protein serine/threonine kinase regulator activity. NCBI's taxonomy places the organism in Eukaryota, Metazoa, Arthropoda, Insecta, Hymenoptera, Figitidae. The transcript has 3 exons. The coding region runs from base 1007 to 2383 and encodes 458 amino acids.
UUGGCUCUGCGUCCUUAAUUCACUGCCGGUAUGCACUUCUCCAUCAAUGUUCCCGCGAAAUGCCAUCGCAAAUUACUAAUUGUUUUCAAAGGGUUAAAUUGAAGUGAAAUUCAUGUUUUAUAAACAAAGUGAGUGUUCUUUAAAAGUGCAAAGUGCUCAAUAAACUCAGUAAUUAUUACAAAAUUGAGUGCUUUCAUUAAAGAAACGACGCAACUUGUUGGCGUAGACAGUUUGCUUGAACAACAAUUGCUUUGGAAUAUUAUUCCACUUUUAUUUAUUAACAAUCUAGAAUUAAUAAGAGUGUGAAAGAAAUUUUAACUAGUGUCCAUAAUUAUUUAGUUUCUCGGCAAUAAUUAGCAAUUGUUUAAAACAAAUUUGUGCUGUUUUAUUGUGAUAAUUUGUGAAAUAAUCUAAGCGUCUCCUUGGGGAUGCUGUGAAGAUUUUGUGUUGCAAUUGUGCAGGGAAAAUUUGUGUUUUUUCAAGAGAAUUUCUUGAAAAUUCGGACAGAUAUAGUUUGUGAAUAAGUGAAAAUUAGAUUUUUGGCAUUUUUGAAAAUUAUUAAUUUUUUUUUUUUGAGGUUAUGUGAAUAGAGGGCGUGACCGUACAACACUACAAGCAGGGGUUGGUCGUUGUUUCGCGCGCUGGACUCCCGCGCUUUACUAGUUAAUAUCUCAAUUUUUUAAUAAAAUUUCUUAGUUUUAGUGAAUUUUAUAUUGUUGACGAUAUUCCGAAAAAUACGGGAACAAUUAUUUUCAUUUGUAUCGAACAAAUGAUUAGAAUUGAGAUAUAAAAUACCGAGGCAAAGCCGAGCCCUUCAUCAUACAUUAUGGCGAUCGAGUGCACGUAAUCUAUGGGCGCUCCCUUGCUUUUUUGACUUUUAAGUGUGCAAAUUCUAUUCGGAUUUCAUUCAGAGUGGAACUGUGGUGUGUGGAAAAAAUUCAAGUCUCACGUGAAAAAAGUUGGAAAUCUGCAGGAAUAUUACUUUUUGGAUUAGACAGCUUGGAAGAUGAGUACCAAGAUGCCACAAACCAGCUUGCAAGAGAAGCAGACGAAAAUCUAUUCAAAAGGAUCAAAUCAAACUCUAAAGAGAAAACGACGCACAACGGAAUUAUCGGAAGAUUCGGAAAAUAUUUAUCCGCCAAAUAAAGUUCCGGCCUUAUCUCAAGUACCAUGCUCGGAAGUAUGUAAUAAUUCAACUGGCGUCACGGAUAGUACGUACCUGCCCCAUCAGCAAUCAUCGCCACUAAAGGAACAACAGGAGCCAGUGAGCUGGUCGGAAUUAAGGAGUUCAACAUGUUUUUUAACGCCCUCGGCAUCGGGAAGUGGAUCUGGCAAAUCGAAUCCAUUACCAUCACUACCAUGGGCCGAUGGCUCACAAGUUUGGUCAAUUAUGUGUUUGGGCGAUCAAAAAACAUUAUCGCAAAGGGAUCCCGAUAUGUUUCAACGACAUCCCACACUGCAACCACGAAUGAGAGCAAUUUUAUUAGAUUGGCUUAUAGAAGUCUGCGAGGUCUAUAAACUCCACAGAGAGACGUAUUAUCUUGCUAUGGACUAUAUUGACAGGUACCUCUCGACACAUCAAAAUAUUCCAAAAAGUCAAUUGCAAUUGAUUGGCAUCACCUGUUUGUUUAUAGCUUCUAAGGUCGAAGAAAUAUAUCCACCGAAAAUUUCCGAAUUCGCUUACGUCACGGACGGUGCGUGCACUGAGGAAGAAAUUCUCGGCAAGGAAUUAAUAGUGCUCAAGGGACUUGGAUGGAAUUUAUCGCCAAUAACACCGCCCGGAUGGUUAAAUAUUUAUAUGCAAGUUGAAUCGGGCGAUAUGUCAAGACCAAUUGCCUUUAUUUAUCCACAAUAUGGUGGCUUACAAUAUUCACAAGCGGCACAAUUAUUGGAUUUGGCGACACUUGACGAAGGUAGUUUAAAAUUUUCAUAUAGUCAUUUGGCAGCCGCUGCAAUAUAUCAUACAAAGAGUCGUGAGGCUGCACUUAGAACAUCGUGUAUUAGUUGGGAGCAACUUGCGCCUUGUGUACGUUGGCUGACACCAUUUGCCAAUACAGUUAUUGAGGAGGGUGAAAAUCUUCUUCGAUCGGCAGCGCCAACAACUGAGACAAAUGCCGGUUCUGGAUUGCGUGCCUCAGUUCCAAAUAUUGUUCUCGAUGAAUCACAUCGAAUACAGACACACGUUGUCGAUUUGACAAUGCUCGAAAAUGCCCAACGACGAUUGGCGAAAGAUGUUUUAUCGCUCGAUUGUCUUGAGACGGAGAUCAAUAUUGAUUCAAAUAGUCCUGAUAAUCAGAAUGGUUUGUUAACACCGCCAUCCAGUAGUCAAAAAAAUUCGCCCACUCCUCCUCGUCUUCCGCCUCAAUUACAUCCAUAUACAUAGAGCUUAUUUUUUUUUCGUAUUUUCUUUAGCGAUUUUCAUCUAUAUCACAAGGUUUAAGAAACAGAUCUACCGGCAGGAUAUUUUUUUUUGUAAAACUAUGUAGAUCUGAAAAUGCGCUUUCUACAUAUUUUCUUUUUUGUUAGUUAUUUAGUUAUUUCGUGUUUUUGUAUCUGAAUAAACUGUUU